ACGUAAUACAACGUUAGUCCACGUAGCUGAUGAUUAUUCUUAUGGUCAUACUGCUCAAAACUGAAAUACAUCACUUUCCUAAACGUUCUCCAUUGAUACGCAGUAAAUUGAAUUAACCAUGGAUCAGGUGAAGAAACUAACAGAACCAGGACGUCAGUUCGCCAAAGACAGUAUACGUCUUGUAAAAAGAUGUACAAAACCAGAUCGGAAAGAAUUUCAAAAAAUUGCAAUCGCCACUGCCAUCGGAUUUUGUAUAAUGGGUUUUAUAGGAUUUUUCGUUAAACUAAUUCAUAUCCCUAUCAACAAUAUCAUUGUGGGUUCGUAAAUCCAUACUGUAUACAAAAAUAUUGUUAAGGUAUUAUAAGUUUAAUUGGUCCACUCUUCGCUCCUAUUUUAAUUUAAUUUAUAUAAUAUCUCAUUUGUUUAUAUUAUGAAUAUCAUGAUUCAUAGAAAUUAAAUAACUAAGGACAUGUAUAAUAUAUUGAAUUUUAUAAUAAAAUAGGAAGAAAUAA
Messenger RNA from Polistes canadensis, 512 nucleotides. Its product is annotated as protein transport protein Sec61 subunit gamma. Lineage: Eukaryota; Metazoa; Arthropoda; Insecta; Hymenoptera; Vespidae. Bases 119 to 325 code for a protein of 68 amino acids. Gene Ontology annotation, cellular component: Ssh1 translocon complex; membrane. Gene Ontology annotation, biological process: post-translational protein targeting to membrane, translocation; protein targeting. The record is from RefSeq and is a predicted model, not a curated record. The transcript has 4 exons. Gene Ontology annotation, molecular function: transmembrane protein transporter activity.